UUGGCUUUACGGGAACGUAGGCUUGUUUAAUUCUGGACGGAACUUCUUGUCAACUGUUACGAUCUUAUUAUUCGUAACUAUUGGUUUUUAUGGAGUUUUCUCGAAGAAAAAGAAGCAUUACUCCACGUGACCUCAUUGACACAGCUGUUAAUUUAGUAUCGCCUAUUUUUGAUGAUGUGGAUAUAGUUUGUCUCAUCAUAGUAAUUUUUUGAUAUUCGAUAUAAAAAGGCCAACGUGUAGAAGAGCAACAUUUGUAGCUGAUUGAAAUCGUUAUUGCAUGUUUUCUUUUAAUAUUCUAAAGAUGAUCACACCGACAAAACUUUUCAUUUUUCUAGUAAUACUUACUUUUAGUCUUGCAGAACUAGAUAAAAGCAAGAUUGCUUCAACAAUAUGCGGAGAAGGAGGUACACCAAAGACAACACCAUCUUGCAUUCCUAAGCCAGAUCCGACCGAUUUCAAAGGCAUUCCCAGCUAUACGGCCUUUGUCGAGUGCUGGCCUAAAGUGGCUUCCUGCGCUAUGUGCCAGGGUGACGACAGCAAGAAAAACGAAAUGGCCAACUGCACCAAAACGUACGACUGUGCCUUUGACGCCACCAGCUAUGCCAGUCCUGAUGUAACGAAGUGCUACUGGGAAAUAUUCUGUAAAACACCAGCUGAAUGCCAGAUACAGUAUGAACAAUGCGUGGAAGACAGUGCAGAAGGGCUAUUUAAAGAAUUUAGAGACUGCGUGGAGAAGAAUGUAUAGCAUCAGCAAGCUGAAACAAAUUUUCUGUUUCCUCCGGUACAUUAACUUUUCAAAAUAAAUACCUCAUGCUAAAAAAAGGGCUGUUUGC
Molecule: messenger RNA, 833 nt
Organism: Uloborus diversus
Lineage: Eukaryota; Metazoa; Arthropoda; Arachnida; Araneae; Uloboridae
Exons: 6
Coding region: 278-745 (155 amino acids)
Source: RefSeq, a predicted model, not a curated record